Loa loa (African eye worm) is the source of this 621-nucleotide messenger RNA. RefSeq lists its product as hypothetical. NCBI's taxonomy places the organism in Eukaryota, Metazoa, Nematoda, Chromadorea, Rhabditida, Onchocercidae. The transcript is spliced from 3 exons. Bases 1 to 531 code for a protein of 176 amino acids. The record is from RefSeq and is a predicted model, not a curated record.
AUGAAAGUUUUCGAAAUUAUACAACUAGAAAUUAGCGGCGAUCAUUUGGAGAAGGAGGACGAACUGGAACCAAAAAAGGCGAAGUUUAAUGAAAAUGACGCAAUUUCAUACAUAGAAUAUGGUGAAGUGCCACGGAAUAUCCCUUUGCAACUUCUAACAACUUAUCCACAAGGUGCCGGAUUUCCAUUCUUUACGUGGGCACAAAUGUUUUUCACCACUGCAGAUCAGGAGAUCGUCGGCUGGUUCAAAGGAAAUGGUGAUUUUGGAAAGCCAGCGAUGAACGCCCUCUCGGACAUUUCUAAACUAAUUAAACCUUUGCCCUAUGUGGUACUAUCGAAAGUUCACGAUUGUUUAGAUAAAAUUGCAAAAUUUUUGAUAAAAAAUGAUUCUGAAUUCAAAUGUGCUUUGAUAUGGAAAGGUAAAAACCAUCUAGAAAUUUUUGCUAAAACGAGUACCACUGGGGCUGUUUCACCUGGAGUAAAAGAACUGCUGAAGGCGCAAUGCAAGGAACCGGAUGAAUUGGAAGAAUGAAAAAGUGAUAAGAUUUAAAAAAAUUCAUUGAUCGAUUUCCAAUAUGACAUCUUUGAUAGCGGUACUCGAAUUCAGAUUAAACCUUUUGCA